CUGGCAGCAGCUGAAAUGGAGCAGCAAGAAAAUGAACUGGACAGAGAAAGUUUCUGCUGUCCGGUUUGUCUGGAUCCACUGAAGGAUCCAGUGACUACUGGCUGUGGACACAGCUACUUUAUGAGCUGUAUUAAAACCCACUGGGACAAUAAGGAGGAUAGAGGAAGCUACAGCUGCCCUCAGUGUAGACAGACCUUCAAACCGAGGCCUGUCCUGGUGAAAAACACCAUGUUAGCUGAUUUAGUGGAGGAGCUGAAGAAGACUGGACUCCAAGCUGCUCCUGCUGAUCACUGCCCUGCUGGACCUGAAGAUGUUGCCUGUGAUUUCUGCAUAGGGAGAAAACUGAAAGCUCUCAAGUCCUUUUUGAAUUGUUUGGCCUCUUAUUGUGAAAAACACCUCCAGCCUCAUUUUCAGUCACCUCCAUUUAAGGUGCACACGCUGAUGGAGCCUUCGGAGAAACUCCAGGAGAACAUCUGCUCUCGUCACAAUGAGGUGAUGACGAUGUUCUGCCGCACUGAUCAGCAGUGUAUCUGUUAUCUCUGCUCUGUGGAGGAACAUAAAGACCACGACACAGUGUCAGCUGCAGCAGAAAGGACUGAGAGGCAGAGAGAGCUCGGGCUGAGGAGACAAACAAUCCAGCAGAGAGUCCAGGACAAGGAGAAAGAUGUGAAGCUGCUUCCACAGGAGCUGGAGGCCAUCAAUGGCUCUGCUGAUAAAGCAGUGGAGUACAGUGAGAAGAACUUCAAUGAGCUGAUCCGUCUGCUGGAGAAAAGAAGCUCUGAUGUGGAGCAGCAGAUCAGAUCCCAGCAGGAAACUAAACUGAGUCCAGUCAGAGAGCUUCAGGAGAGACUGGAGCAGGAGAUCACUGAGCUGAAGAUGAAAGACCAUGAACUGAAGCAACUGUUAGACACAGAGGAUCACAACCAGCUUCUACACAACUACCCCUCACUGGCACCACUCAUUAAAUCUACACACUCAUCCAGCUUCAGGAUCUGUCCCCGGAGGUACAGGAAGGACAAGAGAGCAGCUGUGUUACAGGUAAGAGGUAGAAUACGGGACAUUCUGAGGGAGACAGAGACAAACAUUUUACAGAUUGUGUCUCGAGUGGAUGUUUUACUGCAACAACCAGUGAUCAAGCACAGUUCAGAUCAAGUCAGAGUUGACUUCUUAAAAUAUUCACAGGAAAUCACACUGGAUCCAAACACAGUAAACAAACAUCUGAUAUUAUCUGAGGGAAACAGAAAAGUAACAGCAUCGCUGGAAGAGCAGGCUUAUUCUAAUCACCCAGACAGAUUCACUUUUUUGCCUCAGGUCCUGAGUAGAGAGAGCCUAACUGAACAUUGUUACUGGGAGGUGGAGGUGGGGGUGACAUUGGAAGAAACUUCUGUAGCAGUCACAUACAAGAAUAUCAGAAGAGCAGGAUACCGUGAAUGUGAAUUUGGAAAAAAUUAUAAAUCUUGGUCAUUAAAUUGUGGUGGAAAAAUUUAUAACUUUUAUUAUAACCGAAUCUGGUCUCGAGUGCCAGGUCCUUGGUCCUCCAGAGUAGGAGUGUACCUGGAUCACAAUGCAGGUGUUCUGUCCUUCUACAGCAUCUCUGACACCAUGACUCUCCUCCACAGAGUCCAGACCACAUUCACUCAGCCUCUCUAUGCUGGAGUUACGGUUUAUUAUGGAGACACAGCUGAGUUCUGUGAACUCAAAUAG
Messenger RNA from Limanda limanda (common dab), 1704 nucleotides. Its product is annotated as tripartite motif-containing protein 16-like. The transcript has a single exon. The record is from RefSeq and is a predicted model, not a curated record. NCBI's taxonomy places the organism in Eukaryota, Metazoa, Chordata, Actinopteri, Pleuronectiformes, Pleuronectidae. Gene Ontology annotation, molecular function: zinc ion binding; protein binding. The coding region runs from base 16 to 1704 and encodes 562 amino acids.